AUGAGUUCAUAUGCUAUUCCUAUUUGUUUAAUUAUGUACUUGUUUCGAAAGGACUCCAUUUCUAUAUGCACUCUUGUAAAAGUAUUACUGUGUCUUCCUGAUGUACCCAGAGCUGCAGGAAACUUAAGCUCUGUGUUGCCAAUGUCGAAUUAUUGCAGGUUAUUUGCAAUUCUAAUAUUGAUGUUUCUUAGCUUUCAAAGCCUUUUAACAGCACAUGCGACUUCAACCUUUUUAAAAAGUUUGAAGCUACAAUCGAAUGGCAAGAAGCUGAGAAUUCUCGUUCCAGAUUUCGGCACAUUCCCGAAUUUAGUACAACUUACUAUUGAUCCAAGAACAAAUGAAUCGGGUGUGAGUGGAUUCUGUUGGGAUGUUUUCAAUGCUGCAUUCAAGGCCAUAGACUAUGGAGUAGGGGUUGAGAUUAUUCCAUACCCUUAUAAGGAUGGACGUAGUUACAAUGAUCUAAUCGACAAAGUCUCUCUUAAGGAAUAUGAUGCUGCUAUUGGGGAUAUAACCAUCACAGCAAAUAGAUCUCUUUAUGUUGACUUCACAUUGCCCUUUACUGAUCUGGGAAUAGGCACACUAGCCCAAAACUCCAAGAAAAACAUCUGGAUCUUCUUAGAUCCUCUUAGUGCAGAUCUUUGGACCAUAAGUGCUUGUUUCUUUCUCUUUUUGGGAUUUGUUAUUUGGUUUAUUGAACAUCGUACCAACGAAGAAUUUCAAGGUUCACCAACACAGCAAAUUGGAACAACUCUCUGGUUUGCCUUUUCGACCCUUGUUUAUGCUCACAGGGAGAAGCUGCAAAGUAAUCUAUCAAGAUUUGUGAUUACUGUUUGGGUUAUUGUAGUGCUUGUGCUCACGUCAAGUUACACUGCAACAUUGAGUUCACUUUUAACAGUACAACAGAUUGAACUGAAUGAGAGGUCUAUCGGAUUCCAGGGUCUUUCGAACAUAGGAGGAGUUGUCUAUAACAACUUGAACUUAGCAGACACCAAAUUUGAGACACUAUAUACACCUGAGGCCUACGUCAAUGCAUUAACAAGUGGAAGCGUUGAUGCAAUCGUUGACGAGAUCCUUUAUCUCAAAUCAGUCCUUGCAAUUUAUCCGGCUGCUGACUUCUCCUUGAUCGCUACAGCAUCCACCACUAACGGUUUUGGCUUUGUGUUCCAGAAAGGUUCACCCAUGGCUGGAGAGAUGUCGAUUGAGAUAACAAAGAUGCGAGAAGAGGGGACAUUGAAAGCAUUAGAGGAUAAAUGGUUAAAUCGUGAAUCUGCAGUGACGUCAAAGGAUUUUUCUUCCCCUUCACCAAAAAUCUUGAAUCUUUACGGGCUUCGGGGCCUCUUUCUUAUAAGCGGUGUAUCAAUGGCGCUAGCGCUUUUGGUUUCGACGGUUGGUCUUGUUAGUAAAAAAUGGAAUAUCAAAAAUAAGAUGAAGAUACUAAGGUGUAUCUUAAGAAGAUUUCCCGAAAUACAUGCAGACAGUGAUGUGGAAUCAACAGUUUGA
Molecule: messenger RNA, 1500 nt
Organism: Lactuca virosa
Lineage: Eukaryota; Viridiplantae; Streptophyta; Magnoliopsida; Asterales; Asteraceae
Source: the annotation of a GenBank genome assembly